This is a messenger RNA of Schistocerca americana (American grasshopper), 5510 nucleotides long. It is a transcript of the gene Arl8, whose product is annotated as ADP-ribosylation factor-like protein 8B-A. Gene Ontology annotation, molecular function: GTP binding; GTPase activity. The coding region runs from base 182 to 742 and encodes 186 amino acids. NCBI's taxonomy places the organism in Eukaryota, Metazoa, Arthropoda, Insecta, Orthoptera, Acrididae. The transcript is spliced from 4 exons. Gene Ontology annotation, cellular component: lysosomal membrane. The record is from RefSeq and is a predicted model, not a curated record. Gene Ontology annotation, biological process: anterograde axonal transport; protein transport.
CAGCGCAUUCAGUGUGGAUUUUGAACCUUGCAGUAACACGAAUAGUCAUAGGACUUUUGACGGCCAGAUGUUGAUGUGAAGUCAAAUAUUGUAAUUGUCGGUGUCUUCGGCAAUAUUCUGAUAUUCCAAGUGGACCACUUUAUUUUAACUGCUGGGGGCAGAUUUCAGAGCGGCAGACAACAUGUUGGCUUUAAUAAAUCGUAUUCUAGAUUGGUUUAAAAGUUUGUUUUGGAAAGAAGAAAUGGAACUGACAUUAGUAGGCUUGCAGUACUCUGGUAAAACUACGUUCGUAAACGUCAUAGCGUCCGGUCAAUUCAGUGAAGAUAUGAUACCGACGGUAGGUUUCAAUAUGAGGAAGAUAACAAAAGGAAACGUGACGAUAAAAGUAUGGGACAUUGGAGGACAGCCCAGAUUUAGAUCGAUGUGGGAGCGAUAUUGUCGCGGAGUAAAUGCCAUUGUAUAUAUGGUAGAUGCAGCAGAUCAAGAAAAAAUUGAUGCAUCUCGAAAUGAACUUCAUAGUUUACUGGAUAAGCCGCAACUUGCUGGUAUACCAGUUUUGGUUUUAGGAAACAAACGUGAUCUUCCUAAUGCCCUAGAUGAGAACGGACUUAUUGAAAGAAUGAACUUGUCGGCGAUCCAAGACCGUGAAAUUUGCUGUUACUCAAUAUCUUGUAAGGAGAAAGACAACAUUGACAUAACUCUGCAGUGGCUGAUUGCUCACUCGAAGUCAGGAAUACGCUAGUGCCACUUGGUAAAAAUUGGAGCAAGGUGACUGACACACAGAAUGUUGCUACUAGUCGUUGUACACCCUCCUCCUCAGUGCCUGAUUUGGCCAUAAAUUUGUUUAUGUAUAUUUUAUUGUGAUUAAAGUUUAUUAAUCUGUGUUAAAGGCUGAUUAUAACUAAUUAGUAUUUGCCAAGAAAUACUUGGGAAAUUGGAAUAUUGUGCAACAAACUUGAUAAUGUUCUGUAAUUUAAGAAGUGUGUGUGUAUAUACACACAUUUUGUGUAGAGUGAUAUAGAUGCCUUUUUAAGAAUUGAAUUGUAAAAUCAUGGAGUGUAAAUUUCGUCUUAGAGCUGCUUAGAAAAUAUCAUUUUUGUUUUUCGUUUCCUUUAGGAACACUUGGUAUGUGUGUUCUUCCUUCUCAAGAAGUAAUUGAAGUCUCCAGUUAAGGGAAUAUUGAACAACAAAAUGAAAAUUGAGCUUGGCUGAUUACUUUUUUGUCCAUUUUGUUGGGCUGUGUUUCUGGAUAAGGGGAGUUACACAUGUAAUUAUUGUGCAGAAGCAGAAACUAGGUGUGGCUUAACUGAUAUGUUAAUAUUCAUCCAUAUAUAAUUGGAAUUGUGGUUCUGCCAGCAAUUAGACAUGGAAUGCAAUGUAAUGUGGAAUCUCAAAUUAUAAGGAGUGGCAUAUCUCAUGUGGACAAGGUAAAUAAUCUAUUACAGAGAAUAUUUGAGUUUUACAAAAAUCUAUUUAUGCAAGCUUUACUGACUGACUGGGUAUCCAACGCAGAAAAUUAAUAAUGGAAACUCUAAUGAAUGCUCCUGUGUCAGAAGUGGCCUCUCCUCUGAAUCCUAAAUUUGUGGUGGCUACAUUUGUUAAAACAGUGUGCAGAUACCUUGUACUGAUAAUUUUGUUAUGAAAACAUAUUGUAUGCAUUGUUUUCUAAUUAACCAACAUUAACAGAAUUCUUUCCAAUAUUAUUAAAAUGUUUCUAUAUAAAAACUGUCCUAUUUUUUGCUGUCACAUAAUCAUGCUCUCCCCACAGCCCCCCCAAUUAAAGCUGAACCAAUGGAGUGGGAGUUUGUUGGUUAUCAUUCCUUCAAUAUGAGACAUCUUGUCACAUUUUAAUAUUUUUUAUUUUGUCUGACCACCAGUCUUGCUAAAUUGAAAGUUUUCAUGAUAGGUAAAGAUUCUUUUCACUGCCAUGAAAUAGUCAUCACCUUAUCUUAGCUGUUGUGUGUUGUCAGCCUCGUGGAACAGCAGUUAUAACAUGUAAGACGGUUCAGACAGAUGUCUAGAGUAAUGUUGAGAGUAUGGUGUAAUGUAACAGACAUAUUGUUAUUUCAUCUUGUACAUAGUUCACUGGUGCAGAAUCAUCACUGUGUGUUUGCCAAACAUCUCGUUCGUGAAGCUGUAGCUUACAGGGUGGCACACACUUUGUUCCAGUGUUAAAAGUAUUCUUUUGCAGCGUAGGUACACAAUGAUGCUCUUAAAAAAAAAAAUUAAUAUUUUUGUGAAUCUUGAGUAACACGAAAUUGAAAUGCAUCAUAAUGUCACAUGAAAAGUCUUCAAGGCAAAGAUAUGGCUUCCAGAAACAUAACAGUAAUAUUACACAUACUACUUUGAUUUUAAAAAAAAAGAUGGAUUGACUGAUAAAACCACAUUAUGUUCCAGCAUAUUGUAACAAAAUAAAGGUGUUUGGAAAACUAAAAUUAGUUCAGCUGAUUUUAUUCUGUACGUACAUCAGAUAAAGUAUUGUUUUUAACAAGUGAAUAGUAAACACCUGUACUUAAUUCAGUAAUGGAGUGGCAGUUGUUAGAAUGCAAUGAACUAAGUGAUUAAUGUGCUGGAAACUUCAUCAUUCAUGCCAGUGGUUAAAGUAUUGGCUUCUCGGCAUGCUUUAAAAGUCAUGAAACAUACCACUAAUCUCACAUUCCUCAGUCUGUAGUUAUGUUUUUCCUUCAGAACAUAGUGCUCUACAUAAUUUGCAGCAUCACUUAGUUUAAUCUCAUAAGUUAGUUUAAUACAUAACUUGAGUGUUUCCAUUUGUUUUUUUGUUGGAUUUUCCUAGAACUGGAAAAUUUUGAAGGUCUCAUAAAGGAUAGUGUAUUCUUGUUUUGUUUAUUCCCAUCUGCUAAAUUUUAUAGCUGCUGAAUGUUGAUUCCUGAUCGGUUUCAGAACUAUACAACUAAGGCAGUAAACAGGUAUUCAGUUUUGUUAGAAAAUAAUGAACUGUGGGGGGGAAAAAUUAAAAAAUAGGACUCAAGAUGUAAGAUCUUCCUUAAUUGAAGAAUGAACGCAGAAUGAAUAAAGAAUUCCUGAUUAUGUAUUCCUGUGUCACAGCAUUUUUUCACACUAAAUCUUCAGUUUCCUUGACAACUAGAAAUGAGAAAAUACUGAAAUGUAAUCAUAGGAGAAGUAUAGAUUGAUAUGUGGUAGUAGGAAAGGUUGUUUCUGGAAUAUAACAAAAGGAGGAAACUUCCUGAUAGUUGAAGAUUAUGUUCCAGUCAAAGAUCCAAACAUUAACCCUUGCCCUCUCCCCCUUCCCCCUUUUUUUGUCAUGUUUGCACUAGAUUAAUCUUAGUCCACCACACAGUGUUAAAUAUGUUGGGAAGUUUCAGUAUAGCAUGCAGUCAACUGCAGAUUCAGAUGUAAUCUAAGAGAAAAGGUUUAUUUGUGAAAUCAUGUUAAUUGAAAGGAGGAAUAGCAUUGUAUGGCAUACACUAGGUAAGAAAAGCAUAUUUAUCUGGAAACAGACAGCAAGGAGGUUAUUGAUGUAUUUGAUUUCAUCAAAACUUGGAAAAGGAGGCUGGUUUGCAAAGGAUAUAGUGGGGAAAUUAUUAAAGUUUCACUUUGUAAGGAGGGUAAUCAGCAAUCUUGUCAUGUGGAAUGUUGUAUGAACGUUUCAGAUUAAUUGUCUACAGGCAGCUGUAGGAAACAAACAAAAAGAGCUGAUGCUGAUGAAUGGAACUUCAUUAAGUGACCUAGGUACAUUGGAAUUGAAAAGUUUUAAAUGAUCAUCAGAUUGUGCAGAAAUUCAGGAAGAGGUUGGCCUAAUGUUGCUUAUGCUGAGAAAUUUUUUCCACUAUACUAAAAUAUGUGUAGAACUGCUGCCAGAUCAUCAUGAAUGAAACCAUAAUCAUUAUAAGUAAUUUGGCAACCAUUGAAGUAAGAUAUUUGUGAGUAUUCCCAAAUGGAGCUGUAAGAGUUGGAAUAUCGCUGUCACUGGUGGCAAUCUGUCACUUGAUAUUUUGCUUCCAGUAUAAGAACUGGUAAAUUAUUAGUACUAUUUUUUUUACAUUUCAUUUGUUGUUUUCGAAACACAAACAAAAACUGUCUAUUUGGCAAAUACAGCAAAGUCUUUCAAACUAGACUCAUUUGUUGUCAUCAGUAUUCUAUAUAUCAUUUACUUCAUUCUCUAUAGUGCAUAUGAUUGAUGAAAGUCCCAAAUGGACUCUGAAACUUUUAAUAUUGUCCAUGGAAGGAAAUGAGUACGAUAAAUUGAUGGGCAAAACUUCUAAAGAAUUAUUGUGGAUGUAACAUUUGACAUUAUCACAUAUAUAAUCAGGAUUGAUGCUUGAGGGAGAGGGUGUUGAAGUCAGUGCAUUGUUUCCAUUUGAAAUUAAUGUUAAUCAUACCCAAAUGACUGAGUUACUGUGAGUAUUUGUAUGCCUGCUUUUUAAUAUAGUUUCAACUUUGUUUUGCCUUCUGUUUUAUCGUAUUGUUAAGUGUAUGUAUGUGUUGACAAUGUGUUACUAUAUCAUCAGUGAAAUAUUUGGCUAUUUUGUUGAUGGAACAUGACAACCAGAAAUGUUUGUGUGGUAAAUGAAUAUUUUCUUUGGUGAUAGUAUAGUUCAUGUUUGUUAUAAUAAUAAGUAUGGAUUUUGUUCUUGGAACUUGCUUUGUAUUUCUGGUGCAUGUGGAAGUGUGUGCAUAUUUAUACACAAAUAUGGAUUAAAUUUGGAACCUAGUUAUGUAUUAAACAUACGUGAGCUGUAUGUUUAUGUAAUUUCAUUCACACUUAUGCAAUUUUACUGUAGUAUGUAGGUAUGUAGCUUUACUUUCCAUUAUUGUUGAGCUGAUGAAAAGGCCUGACAGAAUAUAAAUCUGAGAAGAUACUUUGGUCCUAUUUUUAUGUGAUUAUGUUUGGAGAGACUUCAUUGUGUAAGUAUAUGCUUUAAUCAACAUACAUUAGUCACUCCCUCUGGCUGGUACUGCUUUUGCAGAUAAUUUAGUUUAGCAUUGUGGAAAACCUAUGAAAUACGUUCUUACCAACAUUUUACAGGUUGUUAUAUGUUCUGUAAUUUUACAGUUAUUUCAUAGAAAAAUACAAAGCACAAAAUCAACUUAGAUAUGUAUGCAGCAACUGUCAUUAUUUUGUUGACUCAUAUAGAUGUAAUGAAUAAAAUUCUGCAACAUUCUUGUUCUGAGUGUAAUUAUUAAUUUAUCAUUUCAUGUAUCAGUGAGCUUCAGUAUCUGUACAGCACAUAACUGUUAGUAAGAAGCAAUAGAUAUUUUUUGGUAGUAGAACUAGCUUGAAUAAAUUUCCUAAUGUACCUUUUGUUGUGUCAGAUGUAGUCAAAGCCUUUCAGUGACUCUGUGAGGUGCUAUGUUAAUGGUGAAGUUUUACAGAUCCUGUGCUAGCUUUUGCUCCAAAAUACAUCUGUCAUCUGAAAUGAAGAUCUCAUAUUUUUUGAUACUGAUUAACAUUGUUAAAAAAAUUUCAACAUUUUUAAUUAUGUAAAGACAGUAUAAGACAUUUGAGUUUAAUAAACAGUUUCUCUGCA